UCCCUCCUCUGCCCCCGCCCCGUUCCCCUGCACCCUUAUCCCUAGGGGGGUUGGGGAAGUGGUAGAAGGAGAAAGCAAGGGGAGGAGGAAUUGGGGAGGCCAGAGAAGAUGGGGAACACUACGUCUUGCUGUGUGUCGUCCAGCCCCAAGCUCAGGAGAAAUGCCCACUCCCGGCUGGAGUCCUAUCGGCCCGAUACCGAGCUGAGCCGGGAGGACACAGGCUGCAACCUGCAACACAUCAGCGACCGAGAGAACAUCGAUGAUUUGAACAUGGAAUUCAACCCUUCAGACCAUCCUCGGGCCAGCACAAUAUUCCUCAGUAAAUCUCAGACUGAUGUGAGAGAAAAACGAAAGAGCCUCUUCAUCAACCACCAUCCCCCAGGACAGAUGGGAAGGAAGUAUAGCUCCUGUUCCACUAUUUUCCUAGAUGAUAGCACAGUCAGUCAACCAAACCUCAAGUAUACAAUUAAAUGUGUAGCGCUUGCAAUAUAUUAUCACAUAAAAAACAGGGAUGCAGAUGGAAGGAUGCUCUUAGAUAUUUUUGAUGAAAAUCUUCACCCCCUUUCGAAAUCCGAAGUGCCACCAGACUACGACAAACACAACCCAGAGCAAAAGCAGAUUUACCGGUUUGUUCGAACGCUGUUCAGCGCUGCCCAACUGACUGCUGAGUGCGCCAUUGUCACCCUGGUAUACCUUGAAAGACUUUUAACUUACGCAGAGAUAGAUAUCUGUCCCGCAAAUUGGAAGAGGAUUGUACUUGGAGCAAUUUUAUUAGCAUCCAAAGUUUGGGAUGACCAGGCUGUCUGGAACGUGGAUUAUUGCCAGAUCCUGAAAGACAUCACAGUAGAAGAUAUGAAUGAGUUGGAGCGACAGUUUCUUGAAUUGCUACAGUUUAACAUCAACGUUCCUUCCAGUGUUUACGCCAAGUAUUAUUUUGAUCUUCGUUCUCUAGCAGAAGCAAAUAAUCUCAGCUUUCCCUUGGAGCCCCUCAGCAAGGAAAGAGCUCACAAACUUGAGGCCAUUUCUCGUCUGUGUGAAGACAAGUACAAAGACUUGAGAAGAUCUACAAGAAAGCGAUCAGCCAGUGCGGACAAUCUGGCUGCAAUGAAGUGGUCUCCAGCCAUCAUCUCCUAACAGUGGCAUGUAGGAUAUUCUUACAAAAAUACUGUUUCCAUCCCUCCGGUUUCUCAUUUGGUUUGGGAAAACACAAAGACUCUGGGGCUUUUUUGAUUAUGUUUUUGUUUGGUUUUGUUUUUAAUCCUUAGCUCUGACAAGCUGCCUUUACACUGCCUCCUCACCGUGCGGCACACACGCAGCAACUUUUCAUUGGAAAGCUAAAUCAGUAUUUUGGAAAUCCUGUCCCAUGCCUUUUCCCACUAACCUUUGGCGAGGGAACGGAGGACUCUGAUCCUGCAGGAAGAAACAGAGGAAAAGAAAAGUAGUGUAGAGGCAAGAAAGAAAGAUAUAAAAGACUUUGUCAUCUUUUUGAGACAUUGUGCUCAUCAACUGAUAAAUACAAAACGAAAACAAAACAGGAGACAAACAAGUUUGGAUGUGCACUAAGGAAAACGAAUGGCAUUGUUUUUACCUUAACCUGAAAAUGCAGCUCAGUACAUUCUGUCGGAUUUUUUGCAUUCCUUCUAGCUGCUUUUCAGAGUUUGGGGGACAUGUUUUUUUUGUUCUUCUUCUUCUUCUUCUUUUUUUUUGGUCCUGCAGAGCAGAGAAUACAGUCUGUAUCUACCAUAGCACAAACAUCCAAAUAAAUAGUAUUGGUUGUUCCUCAAUGAACUAUUCUCUGUCUUUUUAGCCAUUAUCCUUCAGAAGUGUUAAGUAUCUCUUAUGUUUCUAGAUCCCUGAACUGUACCUUUAAUUUUUUCCCCAACAAAAAAAAAGUUACUUUGAUCAUAAUGCUGAACCAAAAGUAUACAAAGUGAUCCAACAUUCCUGUGCUAUUUCUUCUUAAUUUUUUCCCCACAAAAAAAUGGGAACUCACACAGAAUGCUUGUGCCUUCCUAUGUUCUUGAAGCAGUUUUGUUUUCUCUGACCUAAAGACACAGAUGUCAAAACCCUCAGACUUUAUGGGCCAAGAGGAAGCAAUGUGCUGCAGAAAUCUCUAUUGGGUUGCGAUUCUGAUUCCCCUGUUCUCGCCUUUCCCCAAGCACUUAGGUCCUUGCUUGAAUUCCCAUCCAAGAGUGGUUUUUUUGUACAACCCACCUAGUUCAUUCCUCCAUCUCCAUGUUGCAAGCAAUAUCCUCCUCGAUUUUUAUAUGUUUACUUUAAAUCAAAGUUAAUUAAGUCUGUUUGUAUAAAAAAUUUUUUUAAAAAUUAAAAAAAAUGGGUGGGUGGGAAGAGGGUUUCACUGGGAAGAUAAUUAAAGAGAUGAAUGUUAACCUUUAUUGAGGUAUUUUUCACAGAUUGAAUUAAAAAAAAACAACAAACCCAUCAUCACCAACAUAAACUGAACUUGUAUUUUUCAUUGUGGGUGCUCAGAGAAAUUUAAACAAAAUUCAAACUGUGAAGAAGGUUGAUGUUUCAUGAAUUAUGAUUGUACCUUUUUCAUUUCCUAAUUAUUCUUGUUUUUUUUUUUUAUGAAAGCAGAAUAUUUUAUUGUAAUGUGAAGAUUGAGAGAAAGCAUGGUACAUUAGAUAGCCAGCUGAAUCAGGAAGACCUGGAUUCAAAUGCUGACUCUUGACACCUAAUAACUAUAAAAUCAUGAGCAAGUUUCUCAAUCCUUCUGUGCCUCAGGCAACCCUUUAAUAUUAAAAGUUAUAGAUGAAUUACUGAUCUGCAUUCAUGGAGGGAAUUUUCACACUCUGGAGUUCCCUAUGCCAAUGAAAUCACAAGUCUGAACCUAUAUACACAAAAACUUAUCAAGGUUGGGGAUGGGGGAGUGAUAAUUUUGAACUCAAGUCCAUGAAUAUGAUUCUGUGAAAGGUUUUUUCUUUUUAUACUUUUCCUCUGGAUCUGAUGACAGAGGAGAGGGGUCCCUUCCCUUCCCCUGCCUUCUUUUUAAAUUCAGUGAUGUGGAUGGCAGAUUUUCUUCAGGGUUUUUUGUUUUUUUUUUUAUAUUUUUUUUUGGACUAAUUGAAAAUGGAAAAAUUUUCCAUUAGUUUUCUUUCCCACCUUAGUGCCCAAAGGUCAUAGACCUAUCCAUGAAUAUAUUUAUUCACACCUCUCAGUGAAACAUGUCUUUUAAACAAAUGGCCUUCUAAGGGCCAAGGUACCAAUUCCAGACUGAAUAUUCUCUAUUUGCAGGCUCAUGUGAUUUAUCACCUUUGUUACCUGAUUGUUGGCUUAAAACAAUACAUCUUAAUUCUUUGUGAUAGAUCAUCUUAAAAAAAAAAGCCAAAAAAACCCUUUGAAAAACCCAAACCUUAAAAUGAAAUUUCUUCUUCCCUUGAUUGUAUCCAUUCAUUUGGGUUCCCCAACUAGCCUCUCUGUUCACAUGCGGGUUCAAUUUGGAACAGAAAAAUGUAAUAGAAAGUUUAAAAAAAAAAAAGUAUUCCAAAAAUCUAUCUAGCUGAAAAAAAAAAAAGGGACAUAUUUUCUUAACUUCUGAAAUUUUAAUACCUCUCAAGAAAAAUGAGUUCCUACCAUAAUGUCAAUGGUUGUCGUCUUUUACCAAACCAUUUCAAAAAAGUUCUGUUACCUUUCUAACAGAAAUUGUAGUUUUAUCCCUUUUAUUUGAAUGAGAGACAUAUAAACUUUGAAUUAUGUAAAUAUCUCGAUGCAUCUGCUAUAAUUUUGUGGAGUUUAUUAAAACUACUUUAAAGAUUGUAUAGUCUAUUUAUUGUAUGUAUGUACAUACAGUCUGAUACUUAAAAUUUAAAGUGGAUUCCAUAAAAUUUGGCUCGGUCUUGUUUAGACUAUUGAAUAUUGUUUUAGCCUUGUGCACUGGACUCUACCUCUGUAUAGGAGAAUUUUCCAUCCUCUUUCAUUAGUACUGAUUCUGUGAUUAACUUGGUUAUGUUUCUUGCACUAAGGUUUUAUUUUAAAUCUGCUGUAAGUGUAGAUUUUCUAUUUUCAGUUUUGCCGUAGAAAUCAUUUGAAUUGUAGGUGAAUAGUUAUUUUUGGUUUAUUUUUUUCUACAUGAAAAUGAAAAUUUGGGGUGUUUUUUCUUUCGAUUUGUUCUGUUUGCCAAAAAAAUAGUACAGUACCUAUUGAUAAAUGGUAGUGACUGUAAUCUGUUUGCAAGGUGAUUUAAUACCAUACAAUUAAAACAAAUUACUAUUU
Molecule: messenger RNA, 4233 nt
Organism: Sarcophilus harrisii (Tasmanian devil)
Lineage: Eukaryota; Metazoa; Chordata; Mammalia; Dasyuromorphia; Dasyuridae
Gene: CCNY
Product: cyclin Y
Exons: 10
Coding region: 109-1134 (341 amino acids)
Biological process (GO): regulation of canonical Wnt signaling pathway; regulation of cyclin-dependent protein serine/threonine kinase activity
Cellular component (GO): cytoplasmic cyclin-dependent protein kinase holoenzyme complex; plasma membrane
Molecular function (GO): protein kinase binding; cyclin-dependent protein serine/threonine kinase activator activity
Source: RefSeq, a predicted model, not a curated record